AUGAUCAGCUCUCCAACGGAGAAAGUGACCUCGUUGGGGAAGGAUUGGCACCGCCCCUGUCUGAAGUGUACAAAGUGUAGCAAGACCCUCAGCUCCGGAUCACAUGCAGAGCAUGAGGGGAAACCGUACUGCAACAAGCCCUGCUACGCUGCCCUGUUCGGACCCAAAGGAUUCGGACAUGGAGGCACCGAGAGCCACACGUUCAAAUAGACACCUACAGGUUCAAGCUGUUCAUUAAAGUUUUGCAUGAAGAUAAUUUCAAACCUCAAGCAGGAAGACCUGCAGUGAGAACCCUGCCGGCUGGCCCCCCCCCCCCCCCCGUCUUCCUUCUGCUAACGAUGUGUCGACCAUCACACCCCUCCUCCCCCACCCUUGUCCCGUACUAAUGUGGACAUUUUAAUAAAACUCGUUAAAAAGG
Gadus macrocephalus (Pacific cod) is the source of this 418-nucleotide messenger RNA. RefSeq names its product cysteine-rich protein 1 (gene crip1). Bases 1 to 210 code for a protein of 69 amino acids. Gene Ontology annotation, biological process: intrinsic apoptotic signaling pathway in response to DNA damage; regulation of gene expression. The transcript is spliced from 5 exons. NCBI's taxonomy places the organism in Eukaryota, Metazoa, Chordata, Actinopteri, Gadiformes, Gadidae. Gene Ontology annotation, molecular function: zinc ion binding. The record is from RefSeq and is a predicted model, not a curated record.